CGUGAUGAAAAUCACUCGUAUGGAAUAAGUAUCGUUGGAGGAACAGUUAACGUGUCAGAUGAUGCUGUUGUGUCCGGAAUAUUCAUCAAGAACAUCAUAAGAAACAGCCCAGCGGAUAAAUGUGGAUUAUUAAAGGUGCUUCUGGUCGGGGAGGUACGUCUCGAGCGUCUGUUUACCAAGGAGGUGCGGCACAAACAGCGUCUGUUCUAGCAUCCAGCGGCUGAGUAUGAAAUGCUCCUCCACCGGAAGCUAUACAUAAGGUGGCAGCCGAGGCUUUCCACGGACCAGCACGAACCCAUUUUAAUCGAUGUUUUUUAAUCUACUUGAUAUUUUUGUAUACUAUUCCUUUUUAUGUGAGAAACCAUUUUUUCAUAUCAAAAGUUCAUAUUUUGUCUCGACUAACUUUCAAAUAGAGCCUAUGAAAAAAUGGAACACAAGCAAAUACAAAAUUAUAACACGGAAACGGCUAGUUCGAUCGGAAAGGUGUCUUAGCAUAGUUGUAGAAUAAUAUAUGGCGGAUCUCAGAAAAAUACACAUUGAAAAAUUUAUUUAGUUUUUCUUCUGACAAACUGAAUUUUGUUACUAAAAAUUAAAUAUCUCAAAAAGCUAUUUUUUUACCUUCGUGUUUUUUGUGAGAAUAAAGUUCAUUCUGUUAUCUAUCAUCUGUAAAAUUUUUAUAGUGGUAAAAAAAUGUAUAAAAAAGUUAUGGCACUUUAAACAUUUUUGGUUGCGUGUUUUUUUUAGAGUUCAUGUCGAAUUUCCCGCAAAGGGGGCGUCCAUAAAUUACGUAGCUUUUUUUGAGCGAUUUUUAAUAACCCCCUCCCCCCUCGUAGCAUUUCGUCACAAAUUCAGAUACCCCCCUCUAUAAAUGACGUAGCUUGGUAAACACCCCCCCCUCCUCAACAAAAUUUUCAUGUAAAAAAACUCGAACUUCUGAUUUCAAUUUUAACUUGUAUGUUAAUAGAAUGGGCCUUUUCAUUUGACGUCUUAAAUCAGCUGAUUGUUCGGGCGUUUGACAGUUCUUCUAUGAAGAUGACACGUUCUUGUUAGCAGCUGUUGUUCAAGCUUUGUAAACAAAUGCAUGCACGGAUCUGUCACAUGAAAAGGCCUAUAUUAAGAAAAAACAAACAACAAUAGCAAGAAAACAUUGCCGACUGCCAGGAUGAGAUCGCCGACAUCAAGACCAUAGGUGCAACCAGCGGAGAUUAUCACCAAAGCUAAUGAUUCAAUAAACCACCCAUCGUACUGCUUGAUGUCGAAGAACCGGAGAUUGAUGCUCCCAAUACCAAAUUAGCCUAGAAGCUCUUCCGAAGAUAUUAGUUUCUCACUAAUAAAUCUAUUAAGAUUAUCAAAUUGGUUUUAUUUGAAUAAAAUUCAUCACGACAUUCGAAGGACCCUGCAGGAGUUUCUUCUUAAAUUCUUACAGCAGUUAAUUUUGGAAUUCCUUGAGAAGUUUCUUUUGGGAUUCCCAUUUCUGAGAAUGUCUCUCUUUUUAGCUCCUCCAGCACUUCCUUCUGGGAUUUCUCCAUGGAUUUUUUUGGGAUUCCAUUAGAGAAUUCCUCUUUAUUGUAUUCCUUCAGAGGUUCCUUCAAAGAUUCUUCCAAUAAUUCAUUCCGGAGUUUCUUCUUAGAUUCUCUCAAAAGCGCCUUCUGAGAUUUCUCCAGGAGUUUUCUUUCCUUAGGUUUUUCUAAAAGUUUAUCCAUGGUUUCCUUCAGGAGUUCUUUUAAGGUUUUCUUCUCCUCUCUUCCACCAGCAGUUCCUUUAGACAUUUCUACAGGAAUUUUAACCGGAAUUGCUUUUGAGAUUCCAUCAAAACUUCUCUCUGUGUUUCCUAAACAAGUUUCUUUCGGGAUUCAUCCAGGAGUUCCUUCUUGGUUUCCUUCAGGAAUUCACUCAGAUAUUCAUUCCAAGAUCUCUGCAGGUAACCCCUCCGGUAUUCUUUCAAAAUCCAUCCAGGAGUUGCUUCUGGGAUUCCUCCAGGUGUUCUUUUUUAGAUUCCUUCAGGAAUUCCUUCCUGGAUUCUUCUGGGAUUCCUCGAGGAAUUCCUUCUAGGGUCAUCCAGGAUUUUUUAUCCAUGGAUUCCUUUAGUAACUUUUUCCGGCAUCCCUCUAUUCAAUCCAUCCAGGAUUCCUCCAGGAUAUCUUAUAACUCUGCGGAGAAUCUCUUUUCGGAUUCCUCCAAUAGUUGCUCCUGGAAUUCAUCCAGGAUUUUCUUUCUUAGAUUUCACCAGAGUUAUAUCCGUGAUUCCCCAAAAGAAAUUCCUUACGGGAUUCUAUCAAUUAUUUCUUCCGUGCUUUCUUCAGAAAUUAAACCAGGAGUUCCUUCUGACAAUCCAUAAAUAUCUCCUUCUAAGAUUCUUCCAGAAGUUUUUUCAAGAUUUCUUCAAAAGCUUCACCUAGAAUUGCUCCAGGUACUCCUCACGGAAAAUCUUUUGAAAUUUCUUUAUUUCCUUUCAAGAUUGUUCCAGGAGUUCCUUCUGAAAUUCUUCUGGAAGUUCCUUCAGGGAUUCCUCCUGAGAUUCCUCCGGAUACUUAUGGAAUGUUUUCAGAAGUUUUUUUCUGGGAUUCCCAGUAGGAAUUCCUGUGCAAAUGUUAUCCUGCUCCUGUUGGGGAAACCUAUAAAGAACACAAUGAGAAAUUCCUUACAAAGUUGCUACAGGAGCCCCUUCAGAAAUUGUUGGAUGUAUUCUUCGAGAAAGUCCUGUAGAAACUAUAUAAGGAACUCCUGGAAUAAUGCCGUAAUGCCAAAAACUUAGAAAAAUUUUCCUUUGCAACCUUAGCGGCGAGCAGUACCCUAUAGCAAGCAGCAAAAUAUUGGUCUUGAGAAGCAUUUGAGCGAAAUUGAUUUUUAUCUGCAAACACAAUACAUUAUUCUGUACGCCGGGUUUUAAAACCACUUUCACAGAUACAGUUGUCACGUUCGAUAGCUGCUUGUCUUAUGAAAUGAAGCCGGCAUUCAUUUCCAUUAUUUGUUAUUUACAUUAAUGUGAAUGGAAAAAAAAAAAUCAUGCAAUAUAUUUUUUUUUAUUUACUGGAUAAUAAUACUUAAUGCAAGUUAAAAUUUCAUUAAUUAUGAAAUAUUUUUUUCAAUAGGCCUAGUAGAAAGCUACGUAGCAUAUCACUAACCCCUACCCCCCUAUCGUCACACUUCGUCACAAAAUCACAAACACCCCCCUACCCCCCAAAAGCUACGUCAUUUAUGGACGACCCCAAACUAGAUUUUGGGGUUGGCAGCACCCUCUCAGAUUUCAAUGGAAUUGUGUAGGUAUGAAGACUAUGUACUUUAAAGCAACGUUGCAUACCUUGUCGUUUUUUUAUUUAUCUACACUAAUAUUUGAAAAGGGCUUAAGUUUUUGGUCAUUUCUUUUAUACCAAUGUAACUUAAAAAUAACAUGACCUACAAAAAAGUGUGGUAUGUGUGACUUUAAGGAAUUUGUGUGAACUUACAAGUGAAAAAUUGAAAUAUUGAAAAAACGAUCACGCUAAAAAAAGUUAAAAAAACUGAAGUCAAUUUAUAAUACAUGCCCAUUUGGGAAAUUAAAUUAAUCCUAUUUCGGAGAACCAAACCCCACACCAACCAUUAAGAAUAGAAUUCAAAAUGUAUCAAUGUAAUUACGUUCGAUAGCUGCUUGUCUUAUGAAAUGAAGCCGGCAUUCAUUUCCAUUAUUUGUUAUUUACAUUAAUGUGAAUGGAAAAAAAAAUCAUGCAAUAUAUUUUUUUUUAUUUACUGGAUAAUAAUACUUAAUGCAAGUUAAAAUUUCAUUAAUUAUGAAAUAUUUUUUUCAAUAGGCCUAGUAGAAAGCUACGUAGCAUAUCACUAACCCCUACCCCCCUAUCGUCACACUUCGUCACAAAAUCACAAACACCCCCCUACCCACCAAAAGCUACGUCAUUUAUGGACGACCCCAAACUAGAUUUUGGGGUUGGCAGCACCCUCUCAGAUUUCAAUGGAAUUGUGUAGGUAUGAAGACUAUGUACUUUAAAGCAACGUUGCAUACCUUGUCGUUUUUUUAUUUAUCUACACUAAUAUUUGAAAAGGGCUUAAGUUUUUGGUCAUUUCUUUUAUACCGAUGUAACUUAAAAAUAACAUGACCUACAAAAAAGUGUGGUAUGUGUGACUUUAAGGAAUUUGUGUGAACUUACAAGUGAAAAAUUGAAAUAUUGAAAAAACGAUCACGCUAAAAAAAGUUAAAAAAAAUUGAAGUCAAUUUAUAACACAUGCCCAUUUGGGAAAUUAAAUUAAUCCUAUUUCGGAGAACCAAACCCCACACCAACCAUUAAGAAUAGAAUUCAAAAUGCUUUUAUCUAAAUCUAACCCAACAUAAAAUGGUUUUUUUUUUUUUUUGAGUCAAACCAAUUUUUGGGUACCAAUUUUUAUACGUGGAUUUUCACAUAUUAAUAUUGAACAUAGCUUUAUAUGUUUUAAUUAUAAAUCUAUCCAAUACAAAGAAUAUAAUUUAGGAUUCUCGUUUGAAUCAGAAUACCAGAUCUGUUACACAGAAAUUCAGAAUAUCAACCAGAAGUCGAAUUUCAACUUAAAAGUUUCCUUGUUCAUAGGAGAAUGAAAUAAAUACUUUGCAUUAGAUAGACUUGUGAAUCAAACAUAUGGAGCUAAGUUUAAUUUAAUAUAUGAAAAUAUCUGUAAAGAAUGCCCUGGAUAAAAACUUUUGUUUUCACCUGAAGAGAAACACGCAAAAUGAUGACAUGAAGUAUUUGUUGUUAGGAACCGUUUAUUAAAGACGUAGCAUUUUAGGGGAAUUUUAUGAUAUUGCUAGGAGCCUUCAAUUUGGUAUGGGUACUUUAAGAUGGGAGAAGCUGUCAAAAAAUGUCCACUAAUGCUACCGUGAUUUCGGAUGCAGCGAUAUCACCGACAAACUGACGUGGUGGCUAGUGCAACGGAUCGUGAAAUGCGCGUCCAAAAGUUUAAAUUAAAAACCGUUGAAACACUAUCGCCAUCUGUUGAUUUUCGUUCAGAAGUAUUUUAAUCGAACAACAUCGAGCACUCUUAAAUAAUACCGCGCAUACGUGUGUUGAAAUGGAAAGAUUUUCCAAUGUUAAACGAUGCUCUUUAAAAUGACAAUAAUUACCCAUACUCCUCAUGUUUAUCGAAAAUAAGUAAAAUCAAUUAAUUUUGUUCUGAAUGUAACUUUUUGUAAGUGCAAAAUGCGAAAUAUGUUGAAUGUGCAAUUUUCAACUAUGUUUUCAGUAGGGCAUUUCAUUCUAGCUCCCCCUAUCCCCAUUUGACAGACGAACAUCGAAAUCCAACUCGCGCGCGCAUGAUCACCGACGGAGACAGGUAGCCAAAGAAGAACUUACAUAAUAUAACAUACAUAGCAUCAGACCACAUAUCGCGCGGCCGCAAGAGCUAGACAGCGUACGCAUCACUAAUGGACCAUGUACGAGUUAGAUAGUAGGGUAGUGUUAAGCACGAAUGUAGUCACUGAUCUUCCCUGUUGGAAUACUCCGAUGUAUACAGAAUAAAAGCAGUGUUAGAAUUAACCUGCUUGUUUUUGGUUUACCAGCGUAUCCGAGAGGACAAGAGAGAAGGACAUUUUCCUUUCUCUUUAUCCAUUGGAAUCACGCUAAUAAGAAAGAUUUCCCCAGCGACUUCCACAGCCUUCAUGCAAUAGAACCUGCCCUCAGGUCGGAAAGUUUCCACUGAGUUUGAUAAGGAGUUUGACAUCAGGUGGUGAAUAUUCCCACUGAGUGUUAUUCCUUAACACGCCCUCAGGUGGUGAUUGUUCCCACUGAGUAUAAAACUCAACAGGUUAUGGGCCCAGGCCACGGUUCGCUGGGAAAACCGUUUUUGAAUACUUGAUUUUUUUUCUCAGAACAUAUUAUGGACGGACGGUUGAAGAGGGUAAUUGUACCUCUAUUUAAAGGGGACGAAAAAUCCUUUCCGUUUUGGAGGAAACGGAUGGAACAACACUUAAAAUACGAAGGACUAUUGCACACUCUGGAGAGAAUCCCUCCGGAAGAAGACUUUGCGCAGCCAGCUGCUAACGAGACAGCAGAUCAAGAAACUGCUCGCAAAGCUAAGUUAGAAAAACGUCUAAAAGAAGAUGACGCAGCCGUGAACGAAUUUUGGAUGGCACUGGACGAUGAUGCCAUGGGGCAAGUCUUCCAAUGCCAGUACGCAAAAGAAAUAAUGGAUCGCCUCGCCGAGCUGUACCAGAGCCAUGGCACGACAGCCAUGCUGGGCGUGCGUGCUCGCUUAUAUACUUUGCGCAUGGAAAACUUCGCAUCACUGAAGGAACUGUUCGCUCUCCACUCUGAACUGAUUCGCCAGUUGGGCAGUAUGGAAGAGGCCGUACCACAUAAAGAAGUGGUUGACACAUUAUUAGUGGCUAUUCCAGACAAGUUUAAGCACGUGUUGGGAGCACUGUCAGUGAUUAGGAAAGAAGAAGUAUAUCGGAUGACAAAGGAGCAGCUCCAGAGAAUCUUUCUCGACGCAGAAGAAAACGUAAGUCAAGCCGUCAGUCGAUCGGACAAAAGUGUGAACCGAGGAGGAAGCCAACCAGUCGCAACGAUGGCCGUCUGCUUUGAAUGCAGCCGGCCUGGCCACAAGCAACGCAACUGCUUCGCCCGGCGUCGUCGCCUGGCAAUGGAGCACAGAAUGGGAGCCGUGAACUUGGGGGACAACCGCGGUCCAGCUCCACGUGCCGCAGGAGCGGGAGGACGCGGUGGCAACGGCGAAGGACGGAACGAAAGAAAUAACGGAAACAACCGCCGGAUGGCUCUGCUCGCAAAUGCAGCAGGAGCACGCGCCGGAAACCAAGCCAACGGACGUGAAGGAAACGACGUGAACAACCGCCGGAUGGCCCCGCUCGCAAAUGCAGCAGGUGCACGCACUGGUGAUCAAGCUGACGGACGUUACCGGAACAACGCCAACGAGAGGGACGCGGUAGCACUGCUCGCAAGGCAAGAGGGGGCCUUUAUGGUGCAAAUCCCUUUGCCUGUGCAGGACGCAGGGGCUGCAGCGGCCGAAGAGUCAGUCGACGCCGUUCGCGAUCGACGGGUGCGCGAGAUGGACCUCGACAAGAUGCCAGUUCCGUUCCCGAUCAUACUUGAUUCGGGGGCAACACGUCACAUGGCGUACGACAUCGAGCUGUUUAACCGCCUCUGGGACGCCCCGGAGCUACAGGUCGGAACAGUCAAAGAUGGGGAAGUGCUGAAGUGUUGCAAAAUGGGAGAUAUCAUACUGAGAAAUAAUAAACGCCAGCGUUUGGAAGUUUACGAUGUGCUUUUCAUUUCUGACUUGAAUGCAAAUAUCCUUUCUGUGUCUCAAAUUGAAGAAACAGGUAAGUCGAUUCUGUUUCGCAAUGGUGGAGUCGAGAUCAGAGACAGAGAUGGCUUUGUAUUAGUAACAGGGAGGAGAGUCAAUGGGCUCUAUCACCUGGACCUGUAUCCGGACAGCGAAAGCGUGUGCUUGGGUAAGGUUUUGGAAAAGCAAAGGUUAUGGCACUGUAGGAUGGGACACUUGAAUGAAGCUUGUUUGUGGAAGAUGGCCAAACAGGGUAUGGUUGAGAGGUUGGAUCUAGAACCAUCAGCUAAGGGCCAAGAUCCAAUUGUUUGCGAGCCGUGUAUCAUGGGGAAACAGACUCGGGAAGCAUUUGACAAGUCGUUCAAGGUAAGGUCCAAUAGGCCACUGGAAUUGGUCCACUCGGAUGUGUGCGGUCGGAUGGCCGAGAGUACCUAUGAUGGGCAUGAGUAUUUCGUGACAUUCAUAGAUGAUUACACACAUUUUGUUUUUGUGUAUUUGAUGAGGUACAAGAGUGAAGUCCUGGAUAAAUUCAAGCAUUUUGAAGCUUUGGCCACUGCCCAAUUUUCUGUGAACAUUUCAAAGUUACGAUCAGAUAAUGGAGGAGAGUAUUUCAGUAGAGAAUUCAAAGCUUUCUGUGAAGAAAAGGGAAUCCAAAUGUUGCCGACUGUACCCUACACUCCCCAGCAGAAUGGGGUGAGUGAGAGGAUGAAUCGGACAUUAAUGGAUAAAGUGAGAACCAUGAUGCAUGAAGGAAAUGUUCCUAUGUAUUUGUGGGGUGAAGCGUUAUAUACUUCGGCCUUUCUCACUAAUCGCAGCGCGACAAAUGCGCUGACUGAUUCCAAAACUCCCUACGAAAUAUGGUUUGGGAAUAAACCCGAUGUGAGUCGAAUAAGAGUGUUUGGAUGCGUUGCCUACGCACACAUCGAUAAACAUCUUCGCUCGAAACUGGAUGGGAAAAGUAAAUCAUUGGUUAUGAUAGGGUAUGCCCCGAUGGGGUAUCGGCUGUGGGACGAUGACGAGAGGAAGGUCGUUGUGUCAAGGGACGUAAUUUUCGACGAAUCGUCUUUUCCCUUCAGCAGUUUCCAACCGACACUACCUAAAGAAUCGCGUAAAGACUUUUGUGUGGCCGACAUACCAGUACUGGAAUCCGCUGAUCCAAUUAAUGCUUUGGAAAUCCUAGAGAAUAUUGGUGGUAGUGACGAUGAAGAGGAAUUUGUAGAAGCGGAAGAUGAUGGGAACGAGAAUAAUCCAGGACGUGGUGAUGUUGAACCUAGUAAUCCUACAUUAUAGAGAUCUGCGGAGGCGGCCAUUGUAAGCCAAUCGUGCAGAAAGAACUGUCAAAGUGUGAGCCAAAUGAACAGGCUGAUCGUUUGUAAGAAGGCGUCGAUUGAACGGUAUUGCAAUCCGAACUAAAUAAAUUAAAAUUAUUUAUUUUUAGUAUCGAGAAAUUGACGGUAUAUGUAAGUUUAGAAAAAAGAUAGAAUUUAAUUAAUUCUGCUUUCAAAAGCUCAAGCUUAUGACGAAACUUUUGUUGCUGCACUUCUCGAAAAAACUUUCAUUGCUGCUUCUUGCUUCAUUUCUGCCGAUAUUUCAUCGAUUGCUCCGCUAUUUUUUUUUCAAAAUUUUGAAAAAAAAAAUCUACCAUAAUUAGAAAAUGUAAACAAAACAACUUGAACCACUACGAAGUCACGCACAAAGUUUGAACAUCUAGCUUUGAAUCAAGUGUUGGCAGCUGAUGUAAACAAAAUGAACAGCGUUGCCGAAUCGACAUAUGUAACUUCCGCUUAUCUCUAUGUAGAGGAUUUCUAGUUGAACCUAUGUCUCAACGCCACAGUCAGAGGAUGACUCAUCGCCCAAAUUGGCUCCGUGACUACGAAACUAGUUUCGUACUAUUGCAUAGACCUAAAUAUUCCCACGCACUCCGAUAUUCAAAGUCAAUUCAACUGAAACAAAAAUGCAUUUUCACCCCACAUUCCCAACAGCUGCCCGGGGGAUUUUAGAUUCAAUUUUCAUCGUAGGGUCUACCUACCUCACGCGCGGCAUAUUGGAAGCAACGAAAAUCGCACCAUUCGUUAUUGAUCUAGUUUUUAUAACCCAUCAUCGUCCGGUGGUGGCCGGGUGCGAUCGUGUUGCAACGCGUUAGGUCCGGUCGGUGUGAAGCAAUUUCAAUUACGCUUGGGACAACGAUGGGUAAUAAACCCGAAAGAAUGAUAUGGAACCGCGACAUCAUAUUGAUCGCGCUGGAACAAAGAUUGUUUAUUUUUGUUUCGAAAUCAAGGCGCCGAAUUGGCCGGGUAAGGUUCUGAACUCAGGUGAACCUUAGCUGGAAUGUUCUGAAAUUUGAGACACCGUAUUGGCGGCAUAGGGCGCCGGACUUGUUUUGCACUCGAUUUGUUUUGACUUCGAGUAAACUGAAAGAAAAGAAUGUGGGGGUAUAAUUUCAACGAACAUCCGAGGCGGGGCUCGGCUAGGGUUCACUGUGCCCAAGUAAGGUACACUUCAAUAACAAAGCGGGUGCUUUGUUUUGGAGACUUUGGUGCCAAAUUCCAAAGACGAUGAGGAUGAUGAUGGUGACGAUAAUGAUGAUGGGGAGAAUGAUAAUGACGUCGAUGGUGGGGUUCAAUUCUUUCACACACCCAAGCCUUGUAUACGCUCAAGUGAGGCGGGGCUAGAAGAUGUAGGCCUUUGUGUAAAGAUUCUCAGUAGGUUUUGUGCGAACACGCCCAAGUCAGGCGUGGUUAGGAGAUAUAAGUUUUUCGUUGGCAUUAAGAUUCUUGGUAGGGCUUGGGAUACGCCCAAGAUAGAAGAGUCGUGAUGUUUUCAAGAAGAGAAGGAUUUUAAUCACGAUGAGGACAAGUAGGAUAGGUAGAGGUCUAGAUUUUGGACUUAUUAGUAUUUUCAUUUGGUAGGGUCUUGGAUACGCCCAAGUUGGUUCGGGCAUUGUUGGGAAUUAUCAUGACAUCUUCGGCAAGACGAGAAUGAUCGUAGGAAUUUUAGACACGCCCAAGCUGGUUCGGGUAUUGCUAGGAAAUUUAGGCUAUAAAUACGGAGGCUUUGGCUUCAGUCGGAGUCAGUAGUCGGGGAGUUCGGUGACAACGUUAACGCAGGCAGCACAUCGGAUAAGUCUUGAGCUCCCAUGUGGGACACCUCUAGAUACUGUCCUAAGGCUGUAGGUAGGACUUAGUAGUGGUCAAGAAGAAGCUAGAAGUGUCUAGAUUGUUAAGCUUAAGUAGUUCGGUGAAGAAAUACAGAAAAUGUUAAGGUGAUAUAAGAAAAAAAGUUAAUCGUUGUAAUAUAAGAUAAGUGAUGUUUUGUGAUACUUCAAUAUACUGCCCAUAACUGCAUAACAGUCACAUUCGACAGAAGUAGGCAUUGGAGAAAAUGGAGUUUAAAGUUUGCAAAUGCGCUAGUAUAGAGACGAAACGAAAUUUCAAAAAUUUGUCAAUAAUUUAAAAUUCAUCCUUUUGCAAUGAAAUUUUCUACAGCUCUUCUUAUAUGCUGGACGAAUAGUUAAAAAAAUAAUCAGACCAAAAUAUGAUUGAUAUUACGCUUUGACACCAGUGUGUAUUUCCAGUGUGACUGUUAUGCGGUUACAUUCAUAAAUUCUAGCUAAUGAGACAAAACAACUUGGUAUUUGUUUCACAUUUUGCAGAACAAACUUAUAAAGUUCAUUUGGGUGGAUGGAAGUACUGAUGAUUGGGAGAUGAUCCCCGGUAUUAACUCAAUAUUGGCAAAAAAUGCAAAUGUUACAAAUAUGCAGUUAUGGGCAGUAUAGUUAAUUAAAAGAUUUUGUCGGACUGUAAUGAAAUGAAAGAUAUCACAUUCCGUGUAGUGUUUAAUGCAGCCCCUGGACGGUACAGGGCGCUUCAAUAUGGUGACAGCGAAAAACUGUUCGACAAUUAGAACAGCGGAACGCCAAUUUUCUGACUGGAAGAAGAAAUCAGUGUCAGAAUCAGUGCAAACCAUAAACAUUGAACAGUUUUGAACAAUUGAGAAGAAAACAAUGUUACAGACUAGAUGGAAAAGAUGAAAUUCGUGGCAGCACAAGUGAUAGUGGAAUACAACGUAGCACCAAAUUGGAAAUGGCAACGCAACAACCUGUGUAUGGAACCGAGUGUCUGGACCAAUGGACAUCAUUCAGCCUGCAUUAUUUGAUGGUUUCGUGAGUAUUAACCUUUUAAAUGAUUAAGUGGUUUGAGAUGGUUUAAAUUUUUUGUGAGUUGGUUUGAAAUGAUGAAAAAUUUUUACGAUAUAAACAAAAACAUUUUAAUUGAAAUACUGUUGUGGGAAAAAUAAAGAGGUUAUUCAAAAAUUUAAAAAAAAAAGGAAAUCAUAGUGAUUUUCAAUAAAUAAUGGAAAAAUAUAACAAGAAUAAUGAUUAAAAGAAGAACAAGUGGAUGAAAAAUACGAACAAAUAACAGUAGUUAACAAAAUCAAAGGAAAGUCGCGGACUUCUGUUAACGAUUAAAAUUAUUGAUGCAUAAUAACGCGCUGAUUUUGAGACCGUGUUUAAAAUAAGGAAACUAAGAAGUACAGUUUUUUUCUAUUAUACGAGACAAUCGCAACCAAGUUUUUUUUUUGAAUUUACUAAAAUUUAAAUAUCUUAAGUUACAAUUCACAAAUUUUCAAUAUCUUUUUGCAAUAAUAGGAAGCUGAAUGUAAUAUGUUUUGAAUAUCUGAUUUUUUUUUCUCGUCAGAUUGGAUAUUGAUAAGUGUAGGGAACAAUCGCCUUAAAUUUUAGCAAAAUAUUCAAUAAAUAAAGACAAUUUGUAUUUUUCUUUCAAAAAAAAAAAAAAUCUUUAUCAAUUAUAGCAAUGUUGAUUCAAAAUCGCCAGCUUUGCACGGGAUAUCGAAAACAUUUUCAGCUCUACUGUAUUUUUUCCCUUAUGCUUUCGAACUUAGGGCAUAAUUUUACACUAAACAUGAUUUUCAGAUGUAAACUAGCAUUACAAUGGAAUGGAAUCAAUCAAAAGUUGAAAAAAUAAUAAUAAUUUUGUAACUAUGCAGCAGACCGGCGAUAAUAAGGUCGUGGUAAUUUAAAUUUAAAAAAAAAAACUCAGUAAAAAUAUCAACAUAAAAAUGGCCACGAAUACAAUGGAUGAAAUAGGCAACAAUAGUGGAGCGAACAACGCUAGAUUUGAAUUUCCAAUAGGUUUUGCUAUACAGUGUAUUCCAGAAUUUUAUGGUAGUGCGUGUGAAUUGGAUGCUUUCAUAUAUCAAAUAAAUUGUUUUUUGGAACCCAUAAAACGGAUAACUGAUGCUAGUGAAAGGAAAAAUGCAGAAACCGUACUCAUUCAAAUUGCACUGUCUAAACUUAAAGGUCCAGCAGCGUUAAAAUUUAAAAACAUUCUUGCAAAUACUUGGAAUAAAGUGAAAGAUAAUCUCCAAAAAGAAUUCGGAAUUAGUUUACAAUUAGAAGAACUGUUUAAUAAAAUAGAGACCCUUGAACAAGGCAAGUGUGAAAGUUUUAAAAACUACAAAGAUCGCGUUCUUCAACUUAAGAGGAAUAUUGAUGAAUUCGAAAAAGAUUAUAUUAAAGAUCCUACAAUUGAGUCAUACGCUCAAAGACAUUUAAGAAUACAUUUUCUAGCGGGAUUGGAAGAUAUAAAUUUGAAAAUUUUUGCAAAAACGAAAAAAAGAAGACUCAUUGGAAGAUUUGCUAGAUUACCUACAAGAAGAAUGCAUCGAUGUGGAACAACAAGAACGCAUCGAGCAGAGAUUGAGGGAUUCCCACACUGCAGAAUUUUACAGGCAACAAAAUGAAAAACAGAAAUUCAGUAAUCCACAAUGUAUUGAUCACAACUUCCAUUACGAUAAAAGUAGAUUCAACCAGAGCGAAAUAGGUUAUGAAAAAGAUUUUAACAAUUAUAGAUAUCUAGGACAACAAGAAAUUUAUCGUGGUGAUUACCAAAUGCCUUAUUGGACCAACGGAAAUUUUGAUGAACGCAACAUGGGAAUUCAAAACAAUAACAUUUGCUAUGAUGAGCGAAAAAACUAAAUAACCGGAGGUUCGUUAAUUGCGUCCGAUCACUCCGUCAAUCAGAAAAUAAUUUAGAAAGGCGCUUAUAUGCUGCAAGUAAUAAGAAAAUGAUGCCCAUGAACAUAAAUAAGAGUUAUAACAUACCACAAAAACAAUUGGUUCAAUUUGAUAAAUGCAUUCCAGCAUAAGAAAAAGUAUUUAUACAUUGGACGGGCAACAAUCAAUUUAUGUUAAAUAUACCCACUGUAGAAAGACCAUACACAAAAAUCAAUUACAUGAUAGACACAGGCUCACAACUAAACAUAUUAAGAUGGGAUGCAGCCCCUAGAAUCGGAGCAACAGACAUAGAUUAUUCUGAAUCUGAAAAGUUUUUGAUUUCGGGAUUCAAUGAAAGUCAAACAAGAACGCUCGGAUCUACUGAAGUUAGUUUAAUAAUUGGGAAGUCUAAGUAUAAGAUAAAAUUUUAUUUAGUUCACCACUUAAAUGUACAUGGUAUCAUAGGAGCAGAAUUUUUGAAACAGCAUACAUUAUAUAUUAGCCAGAACUUUGAUUACAUAGCCCUACGCAAGCCAGAUAGUGUAGAAUAUAAUAUUAACAAUAUUACUACAACAAAGUACGUAAUGGUAUCAGAUAAAUCUUGUCAGACUGAUCUACAAGAUAAUAGUAAUUAUAUACAAUAUGAUAACAAUGACAAAAGCUGUCAAGUAAAUUUUGAUAAUGAUGAAGUCAUACAUGAUGAAAUAGUUACACAGCCAAUCGUACCGAAAAAAGAUUAUUCAUGCAAUAUGUGCCUUUAUGAGAAGUAUUAUGAGGACGAGGAAUGUAUAAAUCAACAUUUCGAUGAAGAAUUUGAUAAUAAUGGAUGUUGGAAUAAGAAUGUAGAGGCCGGGAAUCAAUAUACGCCGGAGGAUUUAGAUUCCAACCAUGAUCUAAGUUUGACAGAUAAUUUGAAUUAUGAACAAAUACAAGGUAAAAAUCGUAUCGGAAAAUUACUAGAUACAAUUGAUUUGAAGCAUUUGAAAAGCGCUAAUUACGACGCAAUGGAAAAUAUAAUGGCAAGAUAUAGUGAUGUAUUUUAUUUGAAAGGGGAUCACCUGACAGUAACAGAUGCAGCAGUACAUGAAAUUGAAACAUCGACUAAUGUUCCAAUAAAUAAAAGGCAGUAUAGGUUCCCUGAAUCAACAAAGAAACAAAUUAAUGAGGAAAUUGAAGAAAUGCGUCGGCAAGGGAUUAUUAGGCCCAGUAAAAGUCCUUGGAAUGCACCUGUUUUAUGCAUACCAAAGAAAGAUUUAGACGAAGAAGGAAACAAAAAGCAUAGAAUCGUGGUAGAUUUUAGGGCAUUGAAUUUGAUAACUAAACCAUUUGUGUUUCCGAUUCCACAAAUAAAUGAAAUAUUGGAUAGCCUAGGUGAUAGCAAAUACUUUUCAAUAAUUGAUCUGAAAUCUGGAUUUUAUCAAGUUCCUAUAGACCCAAGAGAUGCUGCAAAAACUGCAUUUUCUACACCCAAAGGUCAUUUUGAAUUCACGAGAAUGCCUAUGGGGCUUAGAAACAGUCCCUCAACUUUUCAAAGACUGAUGAACACAGUUUUAUUUGAAAUUGAAGAUGUUAAAUCAAUCGUUUAUUUGGAUGAUAUCAUUGUUUUUGGAAGAACAAUUCAAGAGCAUAACGAGAAUCUGAUUAAAGUUUUGAAAGCUCUUCGUAAACAUAAUUUAAAAAUUGAACCAACAAAAUGCCAAAUUUUGAAAACCGAAUUGAAAUUUUUAGGACAUACAGUUGAUAAAAAUGGUAUUCGUCCGCUCGAUGGUAAUAUUAAGGCUAUACGAGAAAUGGCAAUACCAAAAACUGUAAAAGGAGUGCGAUCAUUCUUAGGAACAGUAAACUUCUAUGGAAAGUUUAUACCAGGAAUUGCAGAAAAACGAAAACCUCUGAAUGAUCUAUUGAAGAAAAAUGUUAAAUUUAACUGGACCUCAGAGUGCCAGAAAGCAUUUGAAGAAUUGAAAAACAUUUUAACGUCUGACUCUUUGCUAGUGAGACCAAAUUACAAAGACACAUUUGUUUUAACGACAGAUGCCAGUGAAUACGCUAUUGGGGCAGUUUUAUCGAAUGAGAAAUCAAUUGACAGACCCAUAGCUUACGCUAGUAGGGGACUUAUUGGAGCAGAACGAAAAUAUCAUACAAUUGAGAAAGAAUUACUGGCCAUAGUAUGGGCAGUGAAUUAUUUCCGUCAUUAUAUCUACAAUCAGAGGUUUAUUGUUUACACAGAUCAUAGACCAUUGAUCUCAAUAUGGCAUCUAAAAGAAACUUCAUCAGUCCUCACACGUUUGCGUUUGAAAUUGCAAGGAUUGGAAUGCGAUAUUCGAUACAAACAAGGAAAGGAUAACGUUGUAGCGGAUUUUCUCUCUAGGCUAAAUCCAGACAAUGAAUCAGAAGAGCAGAGUCAUCCAGCCGAUGAAAUUAAAACCGUAAGGUCGAAAUUAAUUGCUGUGGUCACCCGACAGCAAACGAAAAGAGCAGAACAAGAAAACGUAUCCAACCAAAAACACCGCGACCGCGAUCAAGCGAACAAACAGCUGAUGAAAAACUACACCGUUUCUGGCGACAAUAACGGGGGCGCGAUCGCUGACCGGGACCAUGAAAGCGAGGGAACCAAAACAAAAACGCAAAAGAUGACCUAUAUGAAUGAUAGCGUAAAUAAUAAUUGCACGGGUUCCGACCUACGAGGCAUAAACAAGGUGUCAAAUUCACCUCCAGCAAGUACGAGCGCAGUAUCGGACGAGGCUGAAAUUGAGGAAUCCAUUAUGGCCGACGUUUUCGAUUUAUGCAAUAACACGCACACUAAUGACACAUUUGCGGCAAGCGCAUAUGAUGAAUUUUUAGAGAUGUUCAAGAAUAAUCCAAUUGAUGUAAACCGAUUAAAAAUUUCUAGGAAUUUGAAAAAUGCAGAUGCUGAUUGUAACAUUGUAAUUUUGAAUAGCAGAUCCGCAUUUAAUGAAAUUUCAAAAAUUAUUGAUUUACCCCAUGGACUGAAAGAUUUUUGCGAAGAUGGAGUUGUUUCUAUUCCAGAUAGCAAAUUAUUCGGAAUUAUUGUGGAAGGCAAAAGUAAUUCAAUGAUUAAUACAAAAACAUUCUUUUACAAACUUAGCAAUUGCUUGAAUCAAAAUAAAGCGCUGAUAGCAGCGUCCAAAAUUAUUCAUAUGAUUUCGUUCAGAAAGAUUAAACAAUUUGAAGUACUUGAGAUAAUUCAAUUUU
Aedes albopictus (Asian tiger mosquito) is the source of this 16492-nucleotide messenger RNA. It is a transcript of the gene inaD, whose product is annotated as inactivation-no-after-potential D protein. Bases 5839 to 8553 code for a protein of 904 amino acids. The record is from RefSeq and is a predicted model, not a curated record. NCBI's taxonomy places the organism in Eukaryota, Metazoa, Arthropoda, Insecta, Diptera, Culicidae. Gene Ontology annotation, molecular function: zinc ion binding; nucleic acid binding; protein binding. The transcript is spliced from 3 exons. Gene Ontology annotation, biological process: DNA integration.